GAUUUGAACCCAGGGCUCCCUGUGGUUAGCCUUUCCGGAGUUUGACCCGAAGAAACCAGUGGUGUCCUAUGGCCAGGGAGUUUGGCGCUAAUUGUAUUCUCCGUAUCUUCACAAGGAGCAAACUCGGCCUCGAAAAUCCAUGGUUUUUGACAACAGCUGCCAGAACCUUCAGCCACAUCGGCCAGAGAAUUAGGGGACUUGUUGUCUUCCAGUCGAAACGAACUUUUCUGAGCUCUAAACAAAGCCUUGAAGAAGAGAAUACUGUAAAGUUCCAUUCCUACUUCCUCCAGGUUUGAUUUCUAGAGCCUGGGGACCAGAUCCGGUAGCUUCCAGCCAAGCGCUUCUUUCUGUACAGCACUUCUUUCUAAGUUGGUACGAGCUCCCAGAAUAGCCGGGCGAUGAUGGCCGCAGUGGCUGAAGAGGGAUGUGAAACCCAGCUGUGCAGCAACUGCAAAAAGGAGAUCCCCGUGGCAAACUUCACCAUCCACGAGAUCCACUGCAGCCGAAACAUCGGGGUGUGUCCCGUCUGCAAGGAGUCGUUCCCCAAAUCGGAAAUGAGAAACCACCGAGAGCAGGAGCACACGCCGGUAUUCUGCAAAUGCGGCAUGAAGAUGGACAAGGGGUGCCUGCAGGAACAUGAGGCUGCGGAGUGCCCCCUGCGGUCGGUGGCCUGCCAGCACUGCGACAUCGAGCUGGCCUUCAACAAGCUCCAGGAUCACGAGGACUACUGCGGCUCUCGGACGGAGCGGUGCCCCCGGUGCAGCCACCACGUGCUGGUGCGAGACCUGAAGACGCACCCCGAGGACUGCGGGGAAAAGGCCGAGGAAGCGAGGGUGGCCGAGACCAAGCCCCGUUUGAACUCGGAGGUGGACCUGCAGAACAUUGAGACCAUCAGACGCUUCCUCCAUCCAGAGGACCCCGUGGGGUUCCUGCCAAAGAGGAACCCGUUUCCAGAGGGCAGGCUGUACAACUGUCUCGCGGGGGACCGGCUGCCCAGGGAGUUCAGCCGGAGGAACAUCGUUCCGUCUUGGCCCGAUCGGAAUCGAGCCCCGCUGGAAAAGACGGCCGCUCCCUCGCCCUUUGGGGGCGAUCUGGAUUGCCACCUGGAUUACCUGUUGGCCCUCAGCUUGCAGCAGGAGAGCCGCUCCCGGGAGGAGCGUGCAGCAGAGGCCUCGGGGGACUUCUGGAAGAGCCUCUACCCCACAGAGACAAGAACCUCCUCCGACCGCUGUGUGGAGGCCGACGACGCGAGUGUCUUCUCCCGGGAUGUGCUGCCGUCGGGCGCUCCCCCCAAGCCCACACAUGAGACUCGGUUGCCGUGUGAAUUCUGUGAGGAGCUGUACUCGGAGGAAGAUCUGAUCCUUCACCAGACGGGCUGCAACCCCAGCAGCGCUUUGGCUUCCUUCAGCAAACGGGGCUCCGUGACCUCCCAGUCGGAGCGGUUCCGGGACCUGUGGGAGCAAUUCCAGAGCGGGCGGCCCUCGGGCGCCAUGGAGGCGUUCCCCCUCCGGGCCGAGGCCCCUGACAGUCUCAUGCUCCCUUGCGAAUUCUGCGGCGUCCAGCUGGAAGAGGAGAUCCUUUUCCACCACCAGGACCAGUGCGACUUGCGCCCGGCCACCGCCCCCUCGAGGGGAAGGGAUCUGCCGCAGCCAGGGACCCCGCGCCCGGCGGAGAAUCCAGAGAAGACCGACUCGACCGACCUGCCCCAAAGACGCCGCCGGCAUCAAGGGGAAAUCUCCCCUCAGUACCUGGAGGAGUUCAGGCGGCCGAAGCCCCCACCGCCGGCCGAAGGCAGCCCCCCCCGGGUGGGCAGUUUGGGGGCCGCCCGGGUCACGCAGCCAGCCUCCCUCGGCGGUGACAGUCGGAGAGAGAACAACGCGGGGCCCUCUGUGGCGGGGAAGGCGAAGAACCUGGGGGCACGGAUCCCGAGUCGGGGCCCGAGGGGACCACCCCCCGUCGCUGCCGCCCCCCGACGCUCUUCCCAGCCCGGCUAUCGGCCAAGCUUCCCGGGGACUGCUCCCCUUCGGCCUGGCCCGAGGUCGGAACGAAGCCACAGCCCUGCCAGAGCCGCCCGUCACAACCUUGCCAAGGCUAAACCUUGGGUGGCCGAAGCGGACUCUCCCGACGACGAGUAAAGAAGGGGAAGGGCCUUCCGAGGCCGGACGGGCGCCCUCCAUUUCCCCCAAGCCCACGGCCAUACACGGUGUGCCUCCUUUCCACCUGACCACGGCGGUCCCACGGGUCACAGCUGCAGGCCAGAGAGGCAGCGGGGCCUUUGGUGGGGCCACUUUUCUGGACGCACAGCGUCGUCUUGCUCUGGGGACGGAGGCGUUGAGGUGGGUGGGGACGCGGCUCUCCGCCCUCCUGGCCAGCUGCACGUAGGCCAGGUUUGAGCUCUUUUCGAUGUUCUGCUUUGCGUGCUGGGCCUUGGCGUCUUCUGGAUCGAGGCCAUGUGGGCGCGCCCAACCCUGGCGACGCCUGAAGAGCCAGCAGCGUUGGCUAAGACAGCCGUGUGAGGGUGACGCACGCCAGCUUCUCGGAUGGCGGGGAUCCUCCGCCUGCCCAGGGCCGGGCUUCUCUCUGUCUGUCUCUCUCUCUCUCUGGGCUUCCUCUCUGCGCAAACUCUUCUGUGCUAAAGACUGUUUUAAAUUUCUUGUAAUAAACUUUGUAUUUUCUGGUCAGCUA
Messenger RNA from Pogona vitticeps (central bearded dragon), 2685 nucleotides. The record is from RefSeq and is a predicted model, not a curated record. Lineage: Eukaryota; Metazoa; Chordata; Lepidosauria; Squamata; Agamidae.